Venustampulla echinocandica is the source of this 1440-nucleotide messenger RNA. RefSeq lists its product as uncharacterized. Lineage: Eukaryota; Fungi; Ascomycota; Leotiomycetes; Helotiales; Pleuroascaceae. The transcript has a single exon. The record is from RefSeq and is a predicted model, not a curated record. The coding region runs from base 1 to 1440 and encodes 479 amino acids.
AUGAUACCCCGAAAAAACCAUAUCAUCCUCAUAUCUUUCGUCGUCGUCUCGGUCUUUUUGUGGAGUCUGCCUUUCAGCUCACCUGUCUCGGGAAGCCUUCUGCCUCCCCAAACUCCGGUUCCCAACCAUGAACAACCGAAUAGACCACUCCAAUACGAAGGAGGAAUUCCAGUUCGCAAACCCGAACAACCGAAGGAACCUAUUCAACCUGAAGAACCGAAAGCACCUGUUCAACCUGAGCAACCGCAGAAACUUGCUCAACCUGAGCAACCAAAGGAGCCUGAGCAACCAAAGGAGCCCGAACAACCAAAGGAGCAUGAACAACCAAAGGAACCCAAAGUAGCGAAGGAACCUAUUAAGUCCGUGGAUCCACAUCUUGAACACAAAUUAUCCAAGGAAGGGGCAAUAGGGGGGAUACCGUUGCCGCCUCCUGUCCUGAAGCCAAUUGGAGAACCUUAUAUCAAAACAUUAGUUAUCUCCAGUACCGCGGCAGAGGAUGUUAAUUGGGUUGCAACAAACUUUAGAGGAGACGAAAACAUUCGACCAGCCAUAUAUGUGGUAGAUGAUAAAACGGCACCGCUACACACCCCAGAAAACAAAGGUCACGAGGUUAUGACAUACCUGACGUACAUAAUUGAUCAUUACCAGAAUCUCAGCGAUGUCAAUAUUUUCCUGCACGCCCAUGAGAACUCCUGGCAUAACAAUGAAGUUCUUGGUGGCGAUGCUGUGGAUAUGAUUAAGCGGUUGUCAUCGGAACGUGUGCAACGCGAAGGCUACAUGAACAUGAAAUGCGGGUGGGGAGCUGGGUGUCCGGAUUGGCUCCAUCUUGGUUCCUUCAAAGAAGAGCCUUACAAGGAAGAGCAACCAUUGAUGGCGAUGGCAUUCGCACAACUUUUCCCUUUCGAUCCUAUACCAGAGGUGUUAGCCCAACCGUGCUGUGCACAGUUUGCAGUAUCCAGAGCCACCAUUCAAAGGCUGCCUCGGGAAACCUAUGUGGGAAUCCGGGAUUGGUUGAUCCGCACAAGACAGACUGAUUACAUCAGUGGAAGGAUUUUUGAACACAUAUGGCAGUUCAUAUUCACAGGAAAGAAUGUGUUGUGUCCCGAAAUGCAUAUAUGCUACUGUGAUGGUUUUGGUGUAUGCUUCGACGGGAAAGAAAAUCUCGGCAAAUGGACUAAUACGUACGAGGAGCGCAAAAAAUUACAAGAUGAGCGGAACGCCUGGAUUGAAUCGAAGAAAACAUUCGACGAAAGCUCCAAAGAAGAGAGGCGGAAAUUGGUGGAACCAGAGGUCGGGAGAGAUAUGGUUUUGGAAGGCCAAAUCAAGGGCCUGACAGCUUGGCUUGAUAAAACGGUGGAGGAGGCGAAACAGCGCGGUGAUGUAGCGCAGAACAGAGCAAAGGAGGCGGGGAGGGAGUGGAAUGAUGGCGACGGGUUUUGA